UAAACAGCCUACUACUCUACACCGAUUGGCAGGUCCAGAGUUCUCCGUGUCAUUGGUAGAUGACCGACGAUGUUUCACAGUAGGCUGAUCGGGCGGCUGCUAUUGCAGCAGUGUGGCGUGAGAUACUGCUAUACUGGGUCUCGAAAACAUCUCUAUAUCAACAAGGAUACCAAAGUCAUUUGCCAGGGGUAUACAGGGAAACAGGGUACCUUCCACAGUCAGCAGUCUAUAGCUUAUGGCACAAAAUUAGUUGGUGGUGUGUCACCCGGAAAAGGAGGAAAAACCCACUUAGACCUGCCAGUUUUCAACUCUGUUAAGGAGGCUAAGGAUAAAACAGGUGCUGAUGCCACUGUCAUUUAUGUGCCACCACCUUUUGCAGCUGCAGCUAUUAUCGAAGCUAUUGAUGCAGAAAUUCCACUUGUGGUCUGCAUCACAGAAGGCAUUCCACAGCAGGACAUGGUUAAAGUAAAACACAAAUUGAUUAGGCAGAGCAAAUCCAGGCUUGUUGGUCCCAACUGUCCAGGAGUGAUAAAUCCUGGAGAAUGCAAGAUUGGUAUUAUGCCAGGCCACAUUCAUAAGAAAGGGAGAAUUGGGAUUGUUUCAAGAUCUGGAACUUUGACAUAUGAAGCUGUCCAUCAAACCACUCAAGUCGGCCUUGGACAGUCCUUGUGUGUUGGAAUUGGAGGAGAUCCCUUUAAUGGAACAAACUUUAUUGAUUGUCUUGAUGUUUUUCUGAAUGAUCCAAAAACUGAAGGAAUUAUUUUAAUCGGAGAAAUUGGAGGCAAUGCUGAAGAGGAUGCUGCAGAGUACCUGAAGGAACACAAUUCUGGUCCAAGUGCCAAGCCUGUUGUUUCAUUUAUCGCUGGUCUGACAGCUCCUCCUGGCAGGAGAAUGGGACAUGCUGGAGCUAUAAUUGCAGGAGGAAAAGGAGGUGCUAAAGAGAAGAUCGCUGCUCUGCAACAAGCUGGUGUAGUAGUCAGUAUGUCUCCGGCACAGUUAGGAAGCACCAUGUACAAAGAAUUUGAAAAGAGGAAGAUGUUAUAGAAGACUUAAUUGAAGACCUAAUGGAUUACCACAUCACCCACUAUGUCUGUCUGUGUAUUCCUGAAACAAGAUUCCAUAGUUUCUUCAGAGCACUAUGAUGAUACAUUAUGCUAUUUUUUAGUGUGCACACAAUUGUACGCUUGAAAAUAAAUAUUUUAAAACAGAAUUGUUAACCUUUUUGAUAGGUAUGUAGUCUAUCCAGCAUUAAGAUCCAAGUUCAGUUUCAGAGGUGUAUUUCACAUUUAAUUUUUUUUUGCUGAUGUUCUAGGGAUGAACUUGCCUUGUAUUCAUACUACUGGGAGUGGCCCCUGCAAAUUCAAUUAAGCGUGUUUGAAGAUGUAUGAUUUCCUCCAGCAUUAACCAGCAAAAUCACAUUUAAUUUGCACUCAAUUUUAGGUACCGACUUGGAUCAUAUGAGAUAGUGAUGUAAAAGGUUAACAGUCAAGUUCAAAAGAAGCAUAGAAAUGUAACAGGAUUUAACAUGGAAAAUGAAUCAAUAAAAAGUAAAAGCUGUCA
This is a messenger RNA of Polypterus senegalus (gray bichir), 1560 nucleotides long. RefSeq names its product succinate-CoA ligase GDP/ADP-forming subunit alph (gene suclg1). Gene Ontology annotation, biological process: tricarboxylic acid cycle. The record is from RefSeq and is a predicted model, not a curated record. Gene Ontology annotation, cellular component: mitochondrion; succinate-CoA ligase complex (ADP-forming). The transcript has 9 exons. The coding region runs from base 70 to 1044 and encodes 324 amino acids. NCBI's taxonomy places the organism in Eukaryota, Metazoa, Chordata, Cladistia, Polypteriformes, Polypteridae. Gene Ontology annotation, molecular function: succinate-CoA ligase (GDP-forming) activity; succinate-CoA ligase (ADP-forming) activity.